This is a messenger RNA of Scleropages formosus (Asian bonytongue), 5197 nucleotides long. RefSeq names its product zinc finger protein 628 (gene znf628). Gene Ontology annotation, biological process: regulation of transcription by RNA polymerase II. The transcript is spliced from 7 exons. Gene Ontology annotation, molecular function: RNA polymerase II transcription regulatory region sequence-specific DNA binding; DNA-binding transcription factor activity, RNA polymerase II-specific. Gene Ontology annotation, cellular component: nucleus. The record is from RefSeq and is a predicted model, not a curated record. Lineage: Eukaryota; Metazoa; Chordata; Actinopteri; Osteoglossiformes; Osteoglossidae. Bases 488 to 4822 code for a protein of 1444 amino acids.
GGGCGGGUGACUGCUGGUUAGUUUGUGCUCGAUAUUAUUGUUAAGGUUGUAUGGUCUUACACUGCGGGUCCUGGUUCUGUAUGGACGUAGAUGACCGUAAUAUAAGCGAUGUCAAAAUAAAUAGUACUGAGCGAAGGGCAGACUUUUUCUUCCAUAAAAAUAUACGACAGGAAGGAAGACAAAUUGUUUCGGGAGGCCGGUUUUGGUUGGAGUUCGGUGGUUGGUUACGGAUGAUUUUUCUGUUAGAAAUCGUGCCCACGUCACUGACAUGAUUAUCGUCUUGAAGAAAUCUGUUUUUACCUGCACUAAGGUAGAAAACACAGCAAGAAAGUGGAAGGGAGGCAUAUUGAUAUGAUGAAAAAAGAGGGAAACUUCACAAAGACAGAAGGAGCACUCGAGAAUGAGGACAUCUGAGGAAGAGGUGCUGAAAGAAGGCUGACCCUUGAAUUACCCGCUGAUCAGACACACACCCCUUUCCCCCCAAACAAUGGCCAACACUGUUGCCACGCUAGUCGUCCAGACGGAGCUGCUGCCAUCACAGGCCUCCACCUCUCUGUCACCCUUCCCUCCCCUGCUGGCGGGAGGUGAGGAGGUGGAUGACGACGGAGAGAGGGAGGACGAGCAACGGAUGGAGAAGGGGCUCAGCCAGGUCGUGCUCACAGGGGUGGAGAUUGUGCCAUCUGCCCCGACGGCCCAGAACCCCGAGCACCCCUUCCAGUGCCUCGACUGCGGGAAGAGCUUCAAGUGGUCGUCCCGACUGGCUCAUCACCAGCGGAGCCACAACAACGAGCGACCUUACCGCUGCAAUCUGUGUCCAAAGGCCUUCAAGGGCUCUUCCGCCUUGCUCUACCACCAGAGGACACACUCAGGUGAGAAGCCUUACAAGUGCGAAGACUGUGGCAAAGCUUUCAAGCGCUCCUCACUUUUACAGGUUCAUCGCAGUGUACACACUGGCUUACGCACCUUCCAGUGCCCCUACUGUCCCCUCACCUUCAAGUGGAGCUCUCACUACCAGUACCAUCUACGUCAACAUACGGGAGAGUGUCCUUACCCCUGUGACACAUGCCCCAAGGCUUUCAAGAACUCAAGUAGCCUGCGCAGGCACAAGAAUGUGCACCUGGGCCUCAAGCCUUAUGUCUGUGCAGUCUGUACCAAGGCUUUCACACAGUCCACGAACCUGAGGCAGCACAUGCGCAUCCAUACUGGUGAGAGGCCAUACAUCUGUAGUGAGUGCGGCCGCAGCUUUACCCAUUCUUCUAACCUGGCCCUGCACCGGAAUUCACAUUUGGAAAGCAAGGGGAAGUGUGGCGGUGGGAAGGCAGCCCCGCCGCCCGAAAGUACUGCCUCCGUCGAAGUUGGUGUUGAAGUAGGCAUCACUGACAUGGUGGGGCUGGUAGCGCAGGAGGCGGCUGUAGGAGUGGGUGUCGGGGAGGUGUUCUUGUCCCACGACGCCCCGAACCAAAGUCAGUCUCUCAUGCCGCAGCUGACCCUUACGCCCAUCACGAGUCAGGGCAGCCCCUCCGAGGUACACAUGAGUGCCAGCACGGACGCCAGCGUGCUGCUGUACAGCUGUGGCAGCUGCAACCACACCUUUAGCACGCACACCGAGCUGGAGGAACACCAGGCGCUACACCUGGGGGCCCUGGGGCAGACAGAUGACGGAGGGGGCGGCGCUGGGGAGGAGGCAGUCAGCGAAGGAGGGGUGGGCUUGGUUGAGGCGGGCCCUUUGCUGGCAGACUUUGAAGAGGUGGUGGAGACGACCACAACCUCGGAAAACGGUCACGGCACCACGGACAUCCUGAGCUUAACUGGAGGUGCUGACAGCUCGGUGAGCGCAGGAACCUCACUGACCCAGAGUCAGGCCCAGUUUGACUUGUUGCAGAGUUUCACUGCAGUUUCACAACUCCCCACCCCUGCUGCUCUGGCCACGAGCUCAGCAGGCAAGGUGGGUGGUGCUACAGAGUGUUCCUAUUGUGGGAAAAUCUUCAAGACCACUGGAGGUUUAAACAGACACCUGACUCAGGCUCACCCACUCUCCCCAUCCCAGUCCCGGUCGCAAUUCAGCUGUUCGGCCUGUGAUCGCUCCUUCUCGCUGCUGUCCUCCCUGCUCACGCACCAGCACUCCCACACCCCAGAACAGCGGCUGCUGGCUGAGGCUGAGGCUGAGAUCGUCUGCCCACCCUCCCUCUCACUCUCCCUGCCCAUGCCCUCUUCCCCCGUAACCAAGGGCAGGGAGGCCGAGGAGUCCGAGAGGGAGAUCCAUGUCAGCUUGAUUGCUGUUACUGAGGAGGGGGAGAGAGAGACGGCCAAGCCGGGUCGAGGAGGAAGCAAGGGGCAGAAGAGAGCUAGCGGCAACAAGAGUGCGAGCGCCAGCAACAGUGAACGGCCGUACCGCUGCUCCGAAUGUGGGAAAGCUUUCAAAGGGUCAUCAGGGCUGCGCUACCACAUGCGGGAUCACACGGGAGAGAGGCCAUACCGCUGUACAGAGUGUGGAAAAAGCUUCAAGAGGUCUUCAUUGCUGUCCAUCCAUCAGAGGGUACAUACUGGCGUUCGGGCCUUCCAGUGCCCUUACUGUCCUCUCACCUUUAAGUGGAGCUCUCACUACCAGUACCACCUGCGCCAGCACACAGGGGAGCGGCCCUACGUCUGCAAGGAGUGUGGCAAGUCCUUCAAGAACACCAGCUGCCUGCGCAGGCACAGUCAGCUGCACUCUGGCUUGCGGCCUCACGUCUGUGGUGUUUGCAGUAAGUCUUUCUCGCAGACAUCCAAUCUGAAGCAGCAUGAGCGCACACACUCCGGUGAGCGGCCCUUCCAGUGCAGCCAGUGCCACAAGAGCUUCACGCACUCCUCCAACCUACACCUGCACCUUCGCACGCACUCUGCCCGUAAGGACUACAAGUGCCAGCUCUGUGGAAAAGAGUUUGUGAUGCACUCGUACCUGCAGAGGCAUCUACGGACUCAUGGGGGUGGCUCGAGUGGUUCCAAGGAGGGAUCGCGAGCAAGCAAGGGAUCUACGACUUUGAGUCUCGGAGUGAACAAAAGCACUGGGACCAGCUCCAUUCCAUUUUCUGAGGCCCCAGCAAAGUCAACCUUAAUUUUGUCCCCAUCACAGUUAGACAUCCCCCCUAAUACAUCUCAAAACUACUUUAUGAUUCAGACUCCUACAGGACUGCAACUAAUCCCUUUGUCAAACCCAGUUCCUCCCCCACCUCCUCCACCCCAGUCACAAAACUUCCUUCUGUUACAAUGUCAGUCCACUAAUGGCAGUCCACCUAGCCUCAUCCUUGUCCCGACCUCGAACAGCACCAGUGUAUGCCCCGCUAUGUCAAGCCCUCAGUCUGUGUCUUUGGUGCAAACAGUACCUGCUGUGCAACACAUUCUGGGCUCAAACCAAACGCAAAUCCCUCAGUUUCAAACAAUACACACUCAACCCAGGUUAAUUGUGACUAACACAAGUGCUCCAGUCACAUCACCCGUAAUACUUAACUCCGGCGGAAACUCACUGAUUUUAAAGAAGCCCAGCUGGAUGAGGACCCCACGAGCUAAGCGGAUUCGGAAAUCCAAAGCUGCACUUCAGAAAACAGCGCCUAAGACCUUAGCAGCUACCGCAUCUAACCUACAAGGGGCUUUGGCAGUAUCUAGUACAACUUCCAGUAUUAGCUCAACUAGUACCACUACGAGCACUCCUCCUGCAUCCUCCGUUCCCGUCCAGCCGGCGUUCUCUGUUGCUGCAGCUCUCCCAGAAGGAAGCAGUAAUCCCCACAACAUGAACCCUGCUCUUCUGUCUGUUCCUCCUCACCACAGCAGCUGGGAUGGUAAACUUCCAGCUACUACCGUGGAUAAUAAACCUUUAGAUAUAGCUGGAGGGGAACAAGUUGUCAUGUGUUUUAAGAAACAUGGAGAGGAAGUUGAUGGCAAGGACAGUGUGGAAGCUGGAGCUGGAUGUGAGGAGUCAUAUGUGCUACGGUUUGAAGAGGAAGCAGAUGGCAAAGAAAGAGAAGCCAGGAGUGAAGUGGAAGAGAGGGGUUCAAUUGUUCUGCAGAUUCAAGCUGAUACAGAAAGCAAGACACAGGACAAGGACAAAGCUCGGGUGGUCUCCCUGGAUCUACUGCCAGCCUGGGAUGGAGGACAGAAAGAUGGGGACAAGGAGUUGGGCUUGGAGGGAGGGAUUCAGAGGGGGGCUGAAUCAUUUGUCCUUCAUUUCCAAACCGAGGAGGAGAGAGGGGUAGACAACCCCGUGAACACGUUUGCAGAAGCCCACAGGGAUGAGUUGAGCUUAGAGUGCCGUCCUGCCCAAGCACUGGUUCCGCUUGGUGAGCAGGAGGUGGUGUUCCAGCUUGGGGAUGAUGCCAAGAUAGUAGGUCCAGGUGCUGGGGAAAGUGUUCAGAUGAUUGCACUGAUAGAAGGACAAGGCACUGCCUCAGGUGCAGGAGAUAGUUUCAGCACUUCCCAUGGGGCAGUUGGUGAGACUGGAGAGUCAGUGGAAGGUAUAUUUCAGCUGGAAGGAGGGGAGGGAAUUGUCAUCAUUGAGGUUAGCACCAGUAGCUUGAGGGAAAAGGCUCUGGAAGGAGAGAGAGCUGUCAUGGAGAAAUCCGUGGGAAGCACAGAAGGUGAAGCUGAGGAUGAAACAGGUGAGUUGAGAGGAGCGGUUGUGUUAGACAUGGAAGUAGCAGAGGCACAAAGCAAAGGGAUCGUACAGGGAGAUGGAACUGGGGCUGAGGAGAGCGACAGGGACAAGCUGACUGCAAAGAGAAGCCUACAGGGUGAUACCAGAGCCUUUACUGCCACUGCAGGUCCUACUUCUCCAUCUUUGGACGCCUGAACAUUGUUCUCACACAGCGCAAAAGUGUGCGUGUUGUCGUCGAAGCAUUUGUUAAAGAAGCUACAUGUGAUAAUGUGGCCCAAAGCCGGACCUCAUACAGGUUCAAUUUAUUUAGGCAACUAAUUGGAAGAGAUGAAAUCAUUGCUUCAAGUAACUGUUCAAAGGAACCGGUAUGAACUGAGGGUUCGUGUUUGAAGAGACGCUGCUCGGAAAUGCCAAAUGGCCGGAGUUAAGAAGGUUACUUACUCAACAGACUGUAUUAAGUGUACUAAAUUAACAGUAGUUUUUGUGAAUAUGAUAUCAUGUCUAUUUUGCCUGGAUUAUUAAGUAUCGUUAUUGAUACGAGGUGGUAAUGAAAAUAAAGCAAGCCUUGAA